Molecule: messenger RNA, 3181 nt
Organism: Nerophis ophidion (straightnose pipefish)
Lineage: Eukaryota; Metazoa; Chordata; Actinopteri; Syngnathiformes; Syngnathidae
Product: P2Y purinoceptor 3
Exons: 2
Coding region: 321-1637 (438 amino acids)
Biological process (GO): G protein-coupled receptor signaling pathway
Cellular component (GO): membrane
Molecular function (GO): oxysterol binding; G protein-coupled receptor activity
Source: RefSeq, a predicted model, not a curated record
AGCAAAAGUGGUCAAACUGUCAAGGUCUCUUCUUUACAACUCCCGACUACUUCAGAGUGUUGUUUCUUUUUACCUAGGACAGUUUUCAUCCCGAUGACGUGAACUUGUGGAGGAUUUGUCUCUUUUCUCCUGUUUACUCUGAUGGGGAACACGCCGGGAUUGCAGCCAUAUGGAGGCAAAGUCACCGCCAGAUGAUGUAAGCAUCUUUGCAGUGAUGCAGGUGAACAAACACCUGUGGUCCACAGAGGAUCAUAAGGAAUGCCCGCCCAUGACGACACAGAAGGUCCCUAAAGCAGCCAAACGUCACUAAAUUCUUCACCAUGACACCCAGAGGCAGAGUUCCUCCCUACAACCUCCUCAGCACUUUUUCUCCCGCCACCUCCGCGCCCUCGCCGGCCUUCUGCAGCAUCGACGAGUCGUACAAGUACAUCUUCCUCCCCAUCUGCUACUCCUUCACCUUCAUCUUCAGCCUCUCUCUCAACGCCGUGGUCCUAUACCGCUCCUUCCGCCGCACCAAGCGCUGGAACGCCUCGCUGAUCUACAUGGUCAACCUGGCCUCCACGGACUUCAUGUACGGCCUGUCGCUGCCCUUCUUGGUGGCCAGCUAUGUCAUGCGGGACCGCUGGGUGUUUGGGGACUUCAUGUGCCGGCUGGUCCGCUUCCUCUUCUACUUCAACCUCUAUGGCUCCAUCUUCUUCCUCACCUGCAUCUCCGUGCACAGGUACCUGGGCAUCUGCCACCCGAUGAAGGUCAUCACCCUGGAAACCAAGAAAGCGGUGAAGUGCACGUGCGUCCUGGUUUGGAUUGUCGUCUUUGCGCUCACCUGUCCCAUCUUCCGCUUUGCUCAGACGGGUCACCUGAACAGAGCGCCGGGACAACUGGGCAGCAACACGAGCGGUGCUGUCGACAGGUUAGCACUCGCUGCUAACGAAAGCCAUGUUGGCUUUGAGGAGUUCCAGAACUGUUGGGACGAUGCCAUUGACAGGGAAUUCUCCGAUUACGUCCCCUAUGGCAUUAUUCUCCACUUGUUGGGCUUCUUUGUCCCCUUCUCCAUCAUCGCCUGGUGUUACUCCCACGUGGUCCUCACCAUCUUCAAAACACUGCACUCUCGGCCUUCUUCCCGGCGAGGACAUGCCGGCGUGGACAAGAGGCCCCUCGGGAGACGAGGACACAACAAAAUGUCCAGGCCGCCGGGUAGGGAGGAAGGUGUUUCUGUUUUCUUGGGCGCCAACUCGCCUUAUGCCAGCCGCAGACGAAAAUCCAUCAGGACCAUCAUCACCAUCACCCUCCUCUUCGCCCUGUGCUUCUUCCCCUUCCACGUGACCAGGACCAUUUUCCUGCUCUUGAAGGUGACCAAGGGAGUUCCGUGCCGCACCAUGACCAUGGUGUCCAUGUGCUACAAGAUCACCAGGCCCUUGGCAUCCUUCAACGCCUGGCUCAACGCCCUCCUCUACUUCCUUACCAAAGACAAGGGCGGAGCACACUGCUGCCCCCCCACCAACGCUGCAAUGCAACACGGGGGGCCUCUGCUGCCCCUGAGGAUGAUGGGGAAGGGGGAGGAUGUUGAGGAGGGCCCUGAGGCCGUUCCACAACAGCUGGUCAUACACGAACAGAACAAAAGUCACAUAUUUGGUUGAGUGAUUUCACACAUGAAGAGGAAUGUUCUUCCACUUCUUAGGGCACCUUGUUCCUGUUUCGAAUCAUACUGAAGACAAUAUUAGAUGAACAGGAUCCAAAAAUUCCACUUGCUGAAUGCCUUCAUUUCACUUGUACACCACCUGUCAAAACUUUUCAAUGACAUUUUGGAGACUAAAACAUCCCUUAUAAUCAACAUUUGCGUAUUCCCAACAUGAUUACUAAUGAUUUUCUUCUCACCAUCUGUCACUGUGGCACAACAAUAUUAUGAAUGCUGCAAAAAUACUGACAAGCGUGAAUAAAUUUUGACCUCAUCUAAACAAAUAUUUUGUGGUUGAGGGACAUACUAAUGGGUAGAUUAGCUCUAUGUAAACUAUUCUCACCUUCUUAGUGUAAGGGUUUUCACUUUUGCUUGCUUUUACUUUACUUAGACCCGACAGGAGUAUUAAAGUCCUACUGAAACCCACUACUACCGACCACGCAGUCUGAUAGUUUAUAUAUCAAUGAUGAAAUAUUAACAUUGCAACACAUGCCAGUACGGCCUUUUUAGUUUACUAAAUUGCAAUUUAAAAUUUCGCGCGAAGUAUCCUGUUGAAAACGUUGCGGUAUGACGUCACCAGUUGUUGCGGACAUCUUUUUUCCCAAUCCAAGCUAUAAGUAGUCUGCUUUAAUCGCAUAAUUACACAGUAUUCAGGACAUCUGUGUUCCUGAAUCCUUUGCAAUUUAUUCAAUUAAUAAUGGAGACGUCAAAGAAGAAAGAUGUAGGUGGGAAGCGGUGUAUUGCAGCUGCCUUUAGCAACACAAACACAGCCGGUGUUUCCUUGUUUACAUUCCCGAAGGUGAAGCUUUACUAUGGAACAGAGCGGUCAAGCGAACAUGGUUCCCGACCACAUGUCAACCGGCAGGUUUCGGUGAGAAAAUUGUGGUAAUAAGUCGGCUCUUACCGUAGACAUGAGCGGAGCUUGCGUCCUCCUGCAGCUGCGGACUAUUACAUCUUCCCACCGGAGACACUGGCGGUCACAAACACCCGUGGCCACACCCUUCCGACUUUCAGGUACCAUAUAAUCUCACUAAAACACUAGUAACACAAUAAGCAGAUAAGGGAUUUUCCAGAAUUAUCCUAGUAAAUGUGUCUAAUAGCAUCUGAAUCGCUCCCACUGCCCUCGUCUUUUUUUUCUUCUUCAAGUCAUUCACACUCACUAUCCUCAUCCACAAAUCUUUCAUCCUCGCUCAAAUUAAUGGGGAAAUUGUCGCUUUCUCGGUCCAAAUCGCUCUAGCUGCUGGUGGCCAUAAUUGUAAACAUGGUGAGGAUGUGAGGCGCUCCACAACCCGUGACGUAACGCGCACAUUAUCUGCUACUUCCGGUACAGGCAAGGCAUUUUUAUUAGCGACCAAAAGUUGCGAACUUUAUCGUGAAUGUUCUCUACUAAAUCCUUUCAGCAAAAAUAUGGCAAUAUCACAAAAUGAUCAAGUAUGACACACAGAAUGGACCUGCUAUCCCCGUUUAAAUGAGAAAAUCUAAUUUCAGUAGGCCUUUAAAGAGAGU